AUGGACAUCCGCCGCGCGUUCUGCGCGCCACCACAGAAGUCCUUGCGCCUGGCGAAGCAGGACGUGUUCGCCUGCGUGGUGAUUGCCCUGGUGGUGUUGAGAUCACCCGUGUCGACCCUGUUCGAGCGCUCGGGUGGAAUUGGAGGCAUGCACGCCGAGAUCGUGGAGGAGUUGGUUAGCGUCUUCUACCUGACGCUCAUACUCAUGUGCGUCGAGCUCUGCUUGCACAACCAGCUGGGGCCGCACUGCGCGAAUCCGACAGCGGACGGAGCGGCUGGCCUGUCGGAUCGCAUGGCGGUUGGCGAGGAUCGUUUGGCGGUCGUGCCUGCCUUGCGACUGGUAAACGCGAUGGUUUCCGUCUCCAUGUGA
Messenger RNA from Prorocentrum cordatum, 369 nucleotides. Lineage: Eukaryota; Dinophyceae; Prorocentrales; Prorocentraceae. The record is from the annotation of a GenBank genome assembly.